AUGUCCACACUCCAACUUGAAAACAAUUUGGCUCUCCUAGGGUGGACACUCGCAACAGACAUUCCUCAUAUCAAAGGGCUACCUGAGAUUCCAGGAGCAGUUCCCGUCUUUGGUCAUCUCUUAAAACUAGGGGAAGACCAUGCCAGCGUUUGUGAAGGCUGGUGGCGGAAAUAUGGCCACUCUGUCUUUCAGAUCAAACUUGGUAAUACCCGGGCGGUUGUGGUGAAUUCGUUUGAAGAUUGUAAGAAGAUGAUGCUCGGUCACCAAAACGCGAUCAUCGAUAGGCCAAAACUUUACACCUUUCACGGUGUCGUGAGCAGCACGCAAGGAUUUACGAUUGGUUCGUCACCAUGGGAUGAGUCAUGUAAAAAGAAGAGAAAGGCAGCUGGAACAGCGCUUGGAAGACCGGCCCUUCGAAACUACCACCCAAUGCUCGAUCUGGAGAGCUAUUGUAUCAUCCGUGACAUUUAUCGCGACAGUUCAAACGGUACCAUUGAGCUCAAUAUCCGUCCUUAUAUUCAACGUUAUGCACUCAACACCACGUUGACCUUGUGCUAUGGUAUUCGGAUGGAUGCCGUAUACGACGACCUUCUACGCGAAAUCCUGCACGUCGGCUCUGCAAUCUCUUUGCUUCGAAGUGCGUCAGAGAAUCUGCAAGACUAUAUUCCACUUCUCCGGUAUCUUCCCAACAAUGAGAAAACCACACGAUCAAAAGACCUGAGAGAGCGCCGCGAUGCAUAUCUCAAUCUCCUUCUCGACAAAGUGCGUGAGAUGAUCAAGAAGGGCACCGACAAGCCUUGCAUCUCUGCUGCAAUUCUGAAGGACGAAGAAACAAAGCUUUCUGGAGUGGAAGUCUCAUCGAUCUGUCUCUCGCUUGUCUCUGGUGGCUUUGAGACAAUUCCUGGAACCAUGACAUCCGCCAUCGGAUCGCUUUCCACACCUGAGGGCCAAAUCUGGCAGGAUCGUGCCUAUGAAGACAUCAAGAAGUACUAUCCUGAUAUUCGCGAAGCUUGGACAGGCGCGAUCCAUGAGGAAAAGGUGCCGUAUCUUAAUGCGAUCAUCAAAGAGGCUGGUCGCUACUAUACUGUCAGCUCAAUGAGCCUUCCCCGAAAGACAGUGACUGAAGUGAAUUGGAAUGGGGCCGUUAUUCCCCCCAAGACUAUGAUCUUGAUCAAUGCACAGGCUGGUAACCAUGACGUUGAUCACUUUGGACCCGACGGAGCCAAAUUUGACCCAGAGAGAUGGCUUGAGUCCAUCAAUCCCCCAAUGGAAAAGGAAGCUGCUGGUCUUCCUCACCUAAGUUUCGGUGCUGGGUCGCGUGCAUGCUCUGGCCAAUUCAUUGCCUCACGAUUGCUUUACACCGCAUUGCUUCGACUGAUCUCGUCCUACAAGAUCGUGGCAAGUGAGAGCAAUCCCCCAAACACCGACUACGUGGAAUAUAACCAGUUCAAGACAGCGUUGGUUGCUAUUCCCAAGGAUUUCAAGGUUAAAUUGAUUCCUAGAGAUGAUGCGAUGACUAGUGAAUGCCUGCAUGCUGCUGAGGUUCGGACUAAGGAGCAUUACAAGGAAUGA
Messenger RNA from Penicillium antarcticum, 1572 nucleotides. RefSeq names its product cytochrome P450. NCBI's taxonomy places the organism in Eukaryota, Fungi, Ascomycota, Eurotiomycetes, Eurotiales, Aspergillaceae. The transcript is spliced from 3 exons. The coding region runs from base 1 to 1572 and encodes 523 amino acids. Gene Ontology annotation, molecular function: iron ion binding; heme binding; monooxygenase activity. The record is from RefSeq and is a predicted model, not a curated record.